AUGUUUCCCUUGGCCAAAAACGCACUAAGUCGUCUGAGAGUUCAAACCAUUCAGCAAGCAGUGGCAAGGCAGAUCCACCAGAAGCGGGCACCUGAUUUCCAUGACAAAUAUGGUAAUGCCGUAUUAGCUAGUGGAGCCACUUUCUGUGUUGCUGUAUGGGUAUAUACGGCAACACAAAUUGGAAUAGAGUGGAACCCAUCGCCUGUUGGCAGAGUCACCCCAAAGGAAUGGAGAGAACAGUAA
Molecule: messenger RNA, 243 nt
Organism: Rangifer tarandus platyrhynchus (Svalbard reindeer)
Lineage: Eukaryota; Metazoa; Chordata; Mammalia; Artiodactyla; Cervidae
Source: the annotation of a GenBank genome assembly